Molecule: messenger RNA, 1320 nt
Organism: Arvicola amphibius (Eurasian water vole)
Lineage: Eukaryota; Metazoa; Chordata; Mammalia; Rodentia; Cricetidae
Gene: Spock3
Product: SPARC (osteonectin), cwcv and kazal like domains proteoglycan 3
Exons: 11
Coding region: 1-1320 (439 amino acids)
Molecular function (GO): protein binding; calcium ion binding
Source: RefSeq, a predicted model, not a curated record
AUGCUCAAGGUGUCAGCCUUAUUGUGUGUGUGUGCAGCGGCUUGGUGCAGCCAGACUCUUGCAGCUGCCGCGGUGGUGGCUGCGGCCGGGGGGCGGUCGGACGGCGGUAAUUUUCUGGAUGAAAAACAAUGGCUCACCACAAUCUCUCAGUAUGACAAGGAAGUCGGACAGUGGAACAAAUUCCGAGACGUAAGUGAUGAAGUAGAGGAUGAUUAUUUCCGCACUUGGAGCCCAGGAAAACCAUUUGAUCAAGCUUUAGAUCCAGCUAAGGAUCCAUGCUUAAAGAUCAAGUGUAGCCGCCACAAAGUCUGCAUCACUCAAGAUGCUCAGACUGCUCUCUGCAUCAGUCACAGGAGACUAUCACACAGUAUGAAAGAAGUAGGAGGAAGCCAUAAGCAAGGGAGAGGUCUGCGGCCAUCCACCUGUAAGCCCUGCCCUGUGGCCUAUGGCAGCCCCGUUUGUGGUUCCGAUGGGCAUUCCUACACUUCGCAGUGCAAACUAGAAUAUCAGGCAUGUGUCUUAGGAAAGCAGGUUUCUACUAGAUGCGAAGGGCGUUGCCCAUGUCCAUUCGAUAAAUCCACAAACACAGGAAGAAAUGUUAAGAGAGCCUGCAGUGACCUGGAAUUCAGAGAAGUGGCCAACAGACUUCGUGACUGGUUCAAGGCCCUUCAUGAGAGUGGGAGCCAAAAUAAGAAGACCAAAGCUCUGCUGAGGCCUGAGAGAAGCAGAUUUGAUACCAGCAUUUUGCCAAUUUGCAAGGAUUCACUUGGAUGGAUGUUUAAUAGACUUGAUACAAACUACGACCUGCUAUUGGACCAAUCAGAGCUUGGGAGCAUAUAUCUUGAUAAGAAUGAACAGUGCACCAAGGCAUUCUUCAAUUCUUGUGACACGUACAAGGACAGUUUGAUAUCUAACAAUGAAUGGUGCUACUGCUUCCAGAGACAGCAAGACCCACCUUGCCAGACAGAGCUCAGCAACAUUCAGAAGCGACAAGGGAUAAAGAAGUUCCUUGGACAGUACAUUCCUCUCUGUGACGAAGAUGGUUACUACAAGCCUACACAAUGCCAUGGCAGUGUUGGCCAGUGCUGGUGUGUUGACAGAUAUGGAAAUGAAGUCAUAGGAUCCAGAAUAAAUGGUGUUGCAGAUUGUGCUAUAGAUUUUGAAAUUUCUGGAGAUUUUGCAAGUGGAGAUUUCCAUGAAUGGACUGAUGAUGAAGGUGAAGAAGAUGACAUUAUGAAUGAUAAGGAAGAUAUUGAAGAUGAUGAUGAAGAUGAAGGGGAUGAUGAUGAUGAUGGGGAUGACCAUGAUGGAUAUAUUUGA